UAGCAUGAAAAAAUUGACAACAAACGACGCGACGCGCGCUAUUUUCGAAACUAACAACCUUUUAAUUUGUUUAAACAAACACGCGUGUUCGAUUUAACUUAUCGCAAAAUGAGUAACAAAAGCACGCCGGUGCGCCAACGUAUUCAUCAAUUUCAAGCGCAUGCACGUGGCAGCAUGGAAGCACAUGGAAGUGGAAGUGGACUGCGUCGCAAAGUCCUUUGUCGCACACCCAACAACAAACGCAGUGCUGAGCAUCAGCACCACUCCGAUCAGCUGCUGAACACAGCCUUUAGCAGUGGAAUCGCCACACCGAUUCCCCAUCCGAAACCAAAGCCAACAGCAUUAAAUGCAUGCUACACACCUUCGUCGCUCUAUCGCAAUCCAGGCAAAACAACACCACUGCGCCAGACUCCAGGUUGCAAGUCGGCUAGCAAGACAAAAGAAAAGGAUGCCAUGCUGAUGGACUCGUUUCACAGCAUUGCCGAAGAGAGCAACAUGAUUGUCGCAGUGCGCGUGCGUCCCCUGAACACUUUGGAAUGCACUCGUGCGAAUGUCAGCAAUGUGGUCAAUGUCCAUGGCCACAAUGAGCUAUCCGUGCAGUCGGGCAGCAGUGCCGAUGCCUCAGCAGGAGUCUCGCACUACUUCAGCUACGAUCAAGUGUACUACUCAUGCGACCCAGAGCGCAAGAACUAUGCAGAUCAGCUGGCUGUCUUUGCGGGCACAGCGCAGCCCUUGAUUGACACUGCCUUUGAUGGCUAUAACGCUUGCUUGUUUGCCUACGGCCAGACGGGCUCAGGAAAAUCGUACAGCAUGAUGGGCAUUGAGGCACUGGAUGAUGCGGCCUUAGAUGGUAAUGCGCCGCAUGCUGAGGCCGGUAUUAUUCCGCGAUUUUGCCACGAACUUUUUCGACGCAUCGAUGCUGUCAAGGAUCAGCUGCAGGUGGAGGUCGAGGUCAGCUAUUUUGAGAUCUACAACGAGAAAAUACACGAUCUGCUGAGCGUGCAGCAUGCGCUGACGUCUGCUGCUCCUGACACUCCGCAGCACACACGACAGGCGCUCAAGGUGCGCGAGCAUCCCAUAUUUGGUCCCUACGUUGUAGAUCUCAGUGCCCAUUCCGUGGACUCCUAUUCGGCUCUGCGAAAUUGGCUGGCCGUAGGAAAUUCCCAGCGGGCCACAGCCUCGACUGCCAUGAACGACAAGAGUUCGAGAUCGCAUUCUAUUUUUAAUAUUGUGCUCAAUCUGACGGAUCUGAGCAGCGACGAUGGCAUGUCGUCCUCGGACACGGAUUCGGGCACAGUGACAUUGCGACAAACGCGUCGCAGUAAGAUCAGUUUGGUCGAUCUGGCGGGCAGUGAACGCAUUAGUGUCUCGGGCUCAAAUGGCGAACGGAUUCGAGAAGGCGUCAGCAUCAAUAAGAGUCUGCUGACGUUGGGCAAAGUGAUCGCUGCUCUCGCGGACACACGGAAAGCAGGAGGCUCUGCCACGCCCAGCACAUUUGUGCCCUAUCGGGAGAGUGUGCUCACCUGGCUAUUACGGGAAAAUCUUGGCGGCAAUUCGAAGACCGUGAUGCUGGCCACCAUAUCGCCAGCUAGUCUCCAUGCCGACGAGACUCUGGCCACGCUGCGGUAUGCGUGCAAGGCUCGUUCCAUUGUGAAUCGGGUGAAAGUGAAUGAAUCACCGCAUGACAAGAUCAUUAGGGACUUGAGGGCCGAGGUCGAUCGUCUAAAAUCACUGCGCAACGAAUACGAGCGACAGCGACGUUUGUCCGCCAACAACAAUCCACCAGCACCGCGCAAGAUCAUUAUUGAGACUUCGGUGGAUGACACAGAAGUGGAGGCGUUGCGUCAACAGCUUGCCGAACGUGAACGGGAACUGAAUCGUGCACAAAAAUCAUGGAUGGAAAAGUUGAAGGAGGCGGAGGAUCUGCGCAAAUCGGAGCUGCGACUGCUGAAGCGGAAGGGUCUCGCGCUGGAACUGACUGCCGAACAGAAGCAGGCGUGUCUGGUCAAUUUAGCGGCAGAUCCCAUGCUGAGUGGAACACUCUUCUAUCUACUGCCACCGGGCAUAGUGCAUAUUGGACGAGGCCGUUUGCCUGGUGCGGCAACUAACCCGCUGCCCGACAUUGUGCUGGACGGUCCGCUGGUGGCAUUGCAGCAUUGCAGCAUUGAGCACGAACGUUCGGGCAAGCUAUUCGUGAGUCCAGGCAGCGAGGAUUUUGAGACGUAUGUGAAUGGUGAAUUGCUGGGCGAACGACGUCAAUUGUUCCAUGGCGAUCGCUUGGUUAUUGGUGGGUCGCAUUACUUCCGCAUUUCGAAUCCGUUCUGCAGUCAGCGUGGCAAGGCGGAGCAGCUACUGGUGGACUUUCAGUUGGCUCAUCAAGAGGUGCUGCAGAAACAGGAGCAACAACUGCGCUGCGAACUGGAGGCGGAGAAGCGCGCGGCGCUCACGCGUAUCGAACAGGAGCGUGUGCAACAUGCGCGUGACUUCGAGGAGCGGCUGCAGUGCCUCGAGCUGGAGCAGUUCAAGUACAAGUGCAACAGUGAAAUGUUAGAGACAGAACGUCAGGCGUUGGCUCAACAAUUGCAAACGCCCAGUCGCGUGGCCAGUGUCUCGACACCGGCUCAAAAGUCUACGCUGCUGGAGGAUAUACAGAGGAUCAUGUUAAAUCCCAGCGAGGAGAGUCUGCAUAAGACGCAGCUGAUGGUCAAGGAAGCCACCCAGCGCUGUCGUCAGGUGGGCAUGAAGCACAUCGAGUUUCGCCAAACCCAAACGCCCGAUGAAUUCGGGUUACUUCGCACCGUCAUCCUGAUUGUGGACAAGCAACAAUCCCUGAAGGCCGAGUGGCCCAUAGCUCGUCUUACCGUUUGGCUGGACUUGCAGCGAGAGGCAUCAGGCGUUAGCAGUGCCAGCAAUAUAUUCCAAAGUGUCGAAGUGGACUGGCAGCCCAUGGAUGCUGAAUUAAAUGAAACGCUCAAUGACACGCACAACUCCAGUCGGAUUGCUCUCAAUCUCAGCGCCAUGAAGGAUGUGCUGCUCAAGCAGCCGAUGAAGAGACUGCUCAGCAACACACCCCACCAGACUUCGACCCCAGCCAAGACACCAGCGAGUGCAUCACCCAGCGGCAAUCCAGCCCAAUACACCAAACGUCUGCUCACUUACGACUUGGAAGAGCAGCCGGAGAACAAUAGUUGUCACUUUCCACAACUGGCGCAACAGGAGCUGCAGAUUAUCCAGAGAGCUGCUCACAGAUUGCGACGCCACUGCGAACAGUCAAUACGUGAGCGGGAGAAUCAUCCAGAUGCUGGUGAACUGGCUCUUAAUCUGCAGGAUGCCCUCGCUCGAUUGGAGGUUGUACUUCAUGGCAUGCACAGUAGCUUGACUCAGUCAACGGAGACAGUUGCUGCAACAUCGCCAACCAAAGCACAGAAGGCUGUGCGUUUCCUGAUUGAUUGAUCAAUACGUUCCAGAUCUUAACCGUUCUACGCUUAUUCAUGUAACCUUAAUACGUUUAUGUAUAUCUUUUAAUGCAAUUGCUU
Messenger RNA from Drosophila albomicans, 3536 nucleotides. RefSeq names its product kinesin-like protein KIF14 (gene neb). Gene Ontology annotation, biological process: microtubule-based movement. Bases 109 to 3453 code for a protein of 1114 amino acids. Gene Ontology annotation, cellular component: microtubule; kinesin complex. Lineage: Eukaryota; Metazoa; Arthropoda; Insecta; Diptera; Drosophilidae. The record is from RefSeq and is a predicted model, not a curated record. Gene Ontology annotation, molecular function: microtubule motor activity; microtubule binding; ATP hydrolysis activity. The transcript is spliced from 3 exons.